Messenger RNA from Triticum turgidum subsp. durum (durum wheat), 564 nucleotides. The record is from the annotation of a GenBank genome assembly. Lineage: Eukaryota; Viridiplantae; Streptophyta; Magnoliopsida; Poales; Poaceae.
AUGGCUUCUUCCGGUUCCAUGACGAGGCCACUGUGUGCUAACCACGAGGAUAUGCCGGACAAGUGGACAGACGCCGAGUUGGAUAAGGUGAAGGACAAAGAUAUGAGAACUCCAUCAUGUUGGUGUGGAGAUGUUUGCAAAGUUAAGGUAUCCACCGACCGCAAGAAAUCAUGGACGGAAGGAAGAAGAUAUUUUGUUUGUCCCAACUAUGCCUAUGAUCGUCCUCGUCAAGCUCACGCCUAUGAUGUACUGCCGUCGCCGCCUCCACUUUGUAAGUACUUCACAUGGAUAGAUCAAGAUGUGCUAGAAGAUGUUAAGAAAGAUCAACAUCGAGAUUGUCUAAGGAGGCAGCGGUUGUUUGAAGAAGCAUUUCAGAGAGGCUUGGAUGAAGAGCGUCGUGAAAAGGAGAGGAUGGAGCACAAGAAGUGUGAAGAGGAGAGGGCACGCAAGGAGAAGAUUGCUCGUCAAGAGGAGAGAGCAAGAAAGCUUGCAAGGGCUCGUGAAGCCCAAGAGGAGGAUGAGGCACGCGACAAAAAAGGAAAAUGGCCUCGUGUGACCCAAUAA